Gryllus bimaculatus (two-spotted cricket) is the source of this 340-nucleotide messenger RNA. Lineage: Eukaryota; Metazoa; Arthropoda; Insecta; Orthoptera; Gryllidae. The record is from the annotation of a GenBank genome assembly.
AAUACACAAUUUAUUAGAUUUUGGGAUCGAAUUACGGGCAGAAUCUGAUCAUUUGCCUGUGUGCGUGCAUUUAGCAGUAAAUGCUUCUGCACUGCCAUCGGCAGGGCAGCGGGCAGGAGCAACGAACUUGACAAUAGGAAGACAACGGUUUGUAUGGAAAGAGGAAAAGCGACAGGAAUUUGUACAGGAUAUUCUUAACUCGGCAGGCUGGGCGCGAGACGAUUGCUCGCCGGAAACGCAAACAAUGAACUUAGAAGGACGGCUCUACCGCGCCGGGAAGGGUAUGCGAAGGUGGGGGAGAGAAGGAAGGGAACUGACCCAAGGGUGGUUUAGCGAGGAG